AGACAAGAGCUAAAACAAACAGCUGUGACUGUACGAGCCAGCCAAAUAAGAGGGAAAGAGAGAGAGAGAGAGAAUAUCCUAUCACCACUCCCCCCCAAUCAGUCUCUUCUCCACCCCACCCCCCGCACCUCUCCUACAUCUGAUCCCCACCCCACCCCCAGAUCCCUCUUCCUCAGUUUACUCCGGGUCUCUCAGCAUGAGGAGGAUCCGGGCUAAUGCCAUCGCCAUCCUGACCGUAGCCUGGAUCCUGGGCACUUUCUAUUACUUGUGGCAGGACAACAAGCCUCAUUCAGCAGCAUCCAGCCGAUCGCCGAGCAGCGGCGGCGGCAGGAAUGGGCAGAGAUCCACGGGCAAAGUCGAGAUCCACAAAGAAGAGAGGACUAUCCCCCUCAUCGCAUCCAGGCCACCACAAGCAGAGAAAAGUGGCUUACGGGGUUUUGAUGAAAAGGCAUAUGUCUCCUCAAAGCUGCUGAAGGCCGGAGAAGAUCCUUAUCGGCAACAUGCCUUCAAUCAGUUAGAGAGUGACAAGCUCAGCAGCGACCGGCCCAUUCGAGACACGAGGCAUUACAGGUGUGCCUCUGUGCACUACGGUGCCGACCUGCCAGCAACCAGCAUCAUUAUCACUUUCCAUAAUGAGGCUCGUUCCACCUUGCUCCGCACAGUGAAAAGUGUACUGAACCGCACUCCUGUCAACCUAAUUCAGGAAAUAAUUUUAGUGGAUGACUUCAGCUCCGAUCCUGAGGAUUGCCAGCUCCUUACCAAGAUACCAAAGGUCAAGUGUCUUCGCAACAGUCGGCGAGAAGGAUUGAUCCGUUCUCGUGUGCGAGGUGCUGAUACGGCGGCAGCCGAGAUCCUUACUUUUCUGGACAGCCAUUGUGAAGUCAACAGCGAAUGGCUGCAGCCGAUGCUUCAGAGAGUGAAAGAGGAUUAUACUCGGGUGGUGAGUCCUAUCAUCGAUGUGAUAAGCCUGGAAAAUUUUGCCUACUUAGCAGCAUCAGCAGAUUUGAGGGGAGGGUUUGACUGGAGCCUUCACUUUAAGUGGGAGCAAAUCCCCAUUGAGCAAAAAUUGUCCAGAACAGAUCCUACUGAGUCCAUCAGAACACCUGUCAUAGCAGGAGGCAUCUUUGUGAUAGAUAAAUCUUGGUUUAACCAUCUUGGAAAAUAUGACACUCAGAUGGACAUCUGGGGAGGAGAGAACUUUGAGCUUUCUUUCCGCGUCUGGAUGUGUGGAGGCAGCUUGGAGAUCGUUCCCUGCAGCCGAGUAGGCCACGUUUUCAGGAAGCGCCAUCCGUAUGACUUCCCUGAGGGAAAUGCGCUGACUUAUAUCAAAAAUACCAAACGUACAGCAGAAGUAUGGAUGGACGAGUACAAGCAGUAUUACUAUGAGGCCCGGCCAUCUGCCAUUGGAAAGUCAUUUGGAAGUAUUGUGGACCGGGUGGAACAGCGCAGGAAACUGAACUGUAAAUCCUUCCAGUGGUACUUGGAGAACGUCUACCCUGAGCUCAAGGUUCCAGAAAAGGAGCUGAUUCCUGGCAUCAUCAAGCAAGGAGCAAAUUGCUUGGAGUCUCAGGGACAGGAUACAGCAGGGAAUUCUCUAGCAGGGGUUGGAAGCUGUAAAGGGACAGUGAACAAUCCUGUGGCCACUCAGGAGUGGAUAUUCAGUGACCCUUUAAUCAGGCAGCAGGACAAGUGUCUUUCAAUCACCUCUUUCUCCGCUGGCUCUCAGAUCACAAUUGAGGCAUGCAAUCAGAAAGAUGGCAGACAGAAAUGGAAGAUGAAAGGCAACUUCAUCCAGCACUUCGUCAGUGGCCUUUGCUUAGAAAGCCAGUCCAGCAGACUAGUGACCAACAUCUGCCAGUCAGACAUACUGGGCCAACAAUGGCAGCUGCUUCAAGCCACAUGAUGGUUGCCGGGCAACUUCUCUGAUGCUUUUGCAUGAGACUCUUGGGAAUGGAAGGGGUUAGGGUGGGGGAUGAAGUUUGAUUAUCUUUAAACCCUAAGUAUUUUGAUUGUGAGCCUCAGCCGAUAACUAUUUCAGUUGAAAUGUCAGUGUUUUUGGAUCCAUUAACGAAGCACUCUGAGAUACAUGGAAAGAUCCCUGGAAAUAGCCCAUCUGCUAGCCGUUUCCCCUCUGUGAGUAACUCCAUAAGAAGCUCCACAGCAGCUCACGGCUCGGGAAGGGUGCAGCCCAGUAGCCCAGACUUAGGUGUGACUAAGACUGACUGACAACUCUUCUCCUCUCCUCCUUUCCUUUUUCUCCAGGGAAACUUGUGCUCUCUGGCCCCAUGGAGUUGUCGCAAUGGAUGUCUGUGACAACGCUUAAUAUGAACUCCUGGUGAAUUUGUUUGGCUUCACUGGCAUUUCGACCUGACAUCACUUCUCAUUUUGCAUGUGUGUUGUACAAAAAUGCUGUAUGAGAAAACUAGCAAGAAUUGUUGUGGCUAAGUUAUUGGGAGAUGCCUAAUUGUGGGGGGUGGGGGAUGAAAGAAGCAGCAGCUAGGGUCUUUAUUGUCGUUUUUUGUUUUGUUUCUGUGUUUGGUUCCUCACUGGCGUGUGUUAAUAUAAUUCAUUGCAGAGAUUCUCUGUACGGCUUCUUGUUUGCUGUUUCUGAUAGGGUUGAUGGUACAUUGCAGUAAGAAACUUAAAACCCCAACUGGCUAAAUGGUCUGUUGGUAUUUUUUAUUUUACUUUUAUUUUUUUAAAUGUGUCCUGAAGUGCAAAUGCUGUCUGAAAGCACAUGGACAAAAGGUCCCCUUUUCCCUUACAGAGGAUGCGGCAUAAGUGAUGCUUUUUGUUGUUUGGUACUGUCUUUACCUCUUUUCUUCCGCCACUAGGAAAACAAUGUUCAGAAAAUGAAUGCCUAAGCUAUAGUGGAUAGGUUAUUGGAGGUCACUCUUGAGACUGAUAAAUGUGAGGCAGCAGCUGCUAGGGAACCAUCCAUUAAGUCUCAUCCAGAAGCAUUCAAUGACAUUACCCUGACAGCUUGUGUUAAAAGUGUUGGUGCUUUCUGUGCUAAGUGAAAGGGCUUGAAGGACUCAGAAGAGAACAAAAAUCAUUCCCUUCUGCCUUCACUAACAUGCAUGAGAGAUAUACAGUUACAUGCAGAAAGCAACCCAUUAUAUUAUUUACCAUAUUCUUGUAAGCACAGCUUGUGCUGAAGAACCGAUGCCCAAAUGGUCAAGCUGUGCAUUUGUGCCUGGCCCAUGUUAACAAAUCAAGCAGAACUGGAUUUCCUUCUUAAGACCUAAGGAGUUGCUUCACAGCCUGUUCCCGAGACCAAAGCCAGACUUUUGCAUCCUUGCACGAGGUAAGGCCAACUUUGCUGGGUUGUGUUUAUUUACUUUUUUCCUCCCUGGAGUGUAAAACAUGAACUCGGACCAUUUGCUGACUUCCUCCUGAUCCCGUCACUUUUCCCAGCAGACUUAGAGACUAGCACUUUGGCCCUUUGCUACUGGCUGAAAGCUUGUGACUGCAGUGCACUCAACUAAGACUGUGCUCCUGUCGAUAUCUGUGUGGGAAUAAGCCCAUUGAACUCAUUGGAUCACAGCCAGAGUGGUGUUACUUGAAUGUUCUCUUAGUUCAAGGACUUCUGCUUGAGCAACGGAAUGUCCUGCCCCUCUUCUCCCCCGGUGUGUCCCCUAAAUCAAUUCCACAGCCCUCUGGAGAACAUUUGGGAAGGACGCUGGGAAUGGGGGGGGCAGCACCCCCAUUGCGCAAAUGGAAAUCCUUGAGCUGAUGGGACAUGGUAGUUGAAUACCACCCAGUGGGACUUACUGUUGAGUUAACAUGCACAAUAUCAAGUCUCAGAUGAGCUGCAUGGCACUGCAUAGGUUGCAUGAGCUCAGUGUUGAUAUGCAACCCAUAUGGCAACUCAACAUGAAUUCUGGUGUGUAUAUGUUCCCAGGAACUAAACGUUUCGAGAGCAGACCCUUUUGUGCAAACAUGGUUCCCUUUAGGAGAAUGCUAACAAGAGAAGGACCAUGGCCUCUUCCACCUGGUUUGAAUUAUACUUGAAAGGGAACAGCAGGAGAGAAAGUCAUGGCCUGCAUGUUAGUGAAUUGUUCCUUGGCACAGCAGUACCACUGUUUGCCUGUCAAGUCUGUGUCAUCUCAGAGAACUGAGGUGCUGCCUGCAUGCUGACAUUAGUAUAUGCCCCGCAAUGUCCUAAAGAGUCCUUCAUGUGGUCACCUUAUACCAGAGGUCUUCACUACCAAGAGGUCUGGUUCACAUUAAAGAGGUCUAGUAACAUCAAACCAUGAUUUAGCGGAAGAAUCUAUGAGUCUGGAAUGAAGCAUCGGCUUUCAUGCUUCCCCCCUCUCUCUUCCCACCUGACUGGGCUUCUGCCAAGUUUAGUUCACUUUUGAAAAAUCUCAAAUUAGCGUUUUAAACAAACCAGGGAUUCUGGUUUAAAGCAAUGGUUAAUUGCUCAAGAGGCCAGCUUUGAACCAUGAGUUAGGAAUUGUUUGUUUUAAACCAGGAUCCCUUGGCUAUAUAUGUAACGCCACACAAAUGCAUUAAUAUGAAAGCUAAAUCGAUCACAAUUUCAUGUGGUUUCUGUAUAUGGCACCAAGUUGAAAUCUUUUCAACCAUGGCAUCAUACAUUCCACUUGUUGCUGGAACUGUGUAAUGAGCACUCACAGACUUCAAAUAUGAACACUUCAGACGUUAAAUUCUCUGCAUGAUGUUGAUAAUUAGUCAUGCAUGUCUGAAUUGGCCCUAAGGUGGUAGAAUCAUGUGAGAGAACUGUGCCGUAUCAGUUUCUGACUAUUAAACCUGCAUGUAGAAAGAGUAUAGGUGUGUGAUUGUGUGCGAGUCCUGAUAUCUGGAGGUAGAGGAGACUUCUGAAGAGGGGGAGCUGCUGAGAUGGCCCUGUUGAGGAAGUAAGCACUUGGAAAGGGCCAUUCGCUGCUGUCUGUAUCUGAUGCUGCUGUUUCUCUCUUAGAUCGAGCUGGGAAGCAAACAGCUAAGGGAAGUCACCUUCACUGUAACUUUGGGGGACUCCAUGAUUGUCUGUUGCAGCCAUUAAGCAGGCAACUCUAAGGGAUCACAACAGUAAGAUUUGGGAAGCUUUCAGAGGUAAUGAGAGAUUUUCGGAUCACAUUAGAGGCACUCAAGAAGUAUGGCUCAUUUAGCAGGGAAAUCAAAACCAAGCCUCACACUGCUGGAGCUAACAUCAGAGCAGGAUGAAUACGAGGGGCGACAGUAAGACCUGUCAGUAUUAUGGCUUGCUUUCAGUAUGCGUCUUUCCGCCAUAAAAGGAGAAAUUACUCUGCUUUUAACUUCCAUGUGUCUGCUAACAAAAAGCAAGGAUUUCCCCUUUUCCUAAGUUGUAGCCUGACAGUUGCAAAGACUUGUAUGUUCACAUCACUGCUUAAGUGAAGAUUACGUGUCUUAAUAUCAAGCCAUUUAAAUUGCUAGGUGGUACUAAAAGUCCCCAUGCCCCAGGAUUCAAACACUGCUUUUCAAAUUCAAAUAAAAUCAAGGUGUUUCCAAAAUGGCCUCCCUCUACCAUUACAAAAUCAACAUAAUAUACUGCUACUUCCUGUGACAUUCCUUUAAAGACCCUGAUUGAGAAACACACCUGGGUUUGCAGUCCCCUGGCUGAGCAGCAGAUGGCAGGCAUAGUCUGCUAAGAGAGUGCUGUGUGUCUUCUCUGGAGGUCUAAAUCCAAGCCCUGUCCAGAGUG
This is a messenger RNA of Podarcis muralis (Common wall lizard), 5686 nucleotides long. RefSeq names its product polypeptide N-acetylgalactosaminyltransferase 16 (gene GALNT16). Lineage: Eukaryota; Metazoa; Chordata; Lepidosauria; Squamata; Lacertidae. Gene Ontology annotation, molecular function: polypeptide N-acetylgalactosaminyltransferase activity. The record is from RefSeq and is a predicted model, not a curated record. Gene Ontology annotation, cellular component: Golgi apparatus. Gene Ontology annotation, biological process: protein O-linked glycosylation.